CGACAUUUCACGUCGCUUAGUCUGCUUUUAACAUACGCGUACAAUUACGAGGUGUUUGCAGUAACGUGUCUGGUAAUCGUUCAUCUCGGACUCCCUUUAAAUAAAUGCGUCCAGGGACUAGUUUCCGUGUAACGAGAAGCGUGGAGGCAUGACACUUCUCGCAUCCAGUCAAGUGCAUGUUUUCCCAACUGAGAUCAAUGGAUCUUGAGAGAGUUGUGCUUAGGUCGUGAUGAAACCAAGAUGGCGUGUAGUUCAGACAGGAUGAACGGGGGAUAGGUGACGAGGAACAUAACACUGGGAUACAACGAAUUGUAUGCGUUCUGACGAAACAAUUCUUGUAAAGAAAACGUCGACGUACACGGGACGUGUAGGAGUCCGCUGAAAAAGAAGAUCUCCGCGAUUAUCAUCCUAGUAACCGACCGAGAGUGUGUGUGUAUAUGUGUACGUGUGUGCGCUGGGAUGGGCUGAUCGAGGAGGCCGCAGAGCCACUGCCACCCAGAGACUGACCCUCUGCCGAACAAUAGACCCUGUGAUCGUCUUACGAGACACCCGAAAAACACAAAUAAUAAAACACACCGGCCUAUUUACCACUCAGAGGCGACACCGAAGAACACAGUGUUUGAAGAACUCGCACAAGUACAGAAAUAGCAAUGGAUGGAGGGGAUGAGUUUGUUCCGCCGCCGGAAUGUCCAGUGUUUGAACCGUCAUGGGAGGAGUUUGCAGAUCCACUUGGAUAUAUCGCCAAAAUCCGUCCAAUAGCAGAGAAGUCUGGAAUAUGCAAGAUUCGACCGCCACCUGACUGGCAGCCACCGUUUGCUGUGGAGGUUGACAAUUUCCGUUUCACACCACGUAUUCAGAGGCUCAAUGAGCUGGAGGCUGAGACACGAGUGAAGCUAAAUUAUCUGGACAGAAUUGCCAAAUUCUGGGAGAUCCAAGGCUCCUCCCUGAAGAUCCCCAACAUAGAACGACGUAUUCUAGAUCUGUUCAGCUUGGCUAAGAUUGUUACAGAUGAGGGGGGCUUCGAUGCGGUGAGUAAAGAGAGACGGUGGGCACGCGUGGCACAGAAACUUGGUUAUCCUCCAGGCAAAAACAUCGGCUCUCUCCUGAGGUCACACUAUGAGAGGAUUGUAUAUCCGUUUGAGGUGUUCCAGUCUGGAGCCAGUUUACCGCCAUGUAAGCCCAGGCUUUAUGAAAGCGAGGAAGUAGAUAAAGAAUACAAACCCCAUUCCAUUCCUCUCCGCCAAUCGGUUCAGCCAUCUAAAAUGAGCACUUACGGACGAAGAGCCAAUCGUCUUCAGCCUGAGGGUCCAGAGGAUCCAACUCACCAUCCUCUUACAACUGGCUCUCAACACAUCUCCUCGCCGGAGCCUACAGAGGAGGACAUAGAGAAGAACCCAGAGCUGAAGAAACUUCAGAUCUACGGGGCAGGACCUAAAAUGAUGGGGCUUGGUCUUGUACCUCGAGACAAAACGAGGAAGAAAGAUGGUGAACUGACGCAGACGGUUCCGCAGACGGUGAUAGUGCGUGACAGCUCCGCCUGCGCAUCUGUUAAAGAGGAAUCUGGAGACGCACCAGUAACAAAAUUAGAUCCUGACAUUCCCCCACCGCCCCCAAACCUCAUCAUCAAGGAGAAUGUUGACGAUGACAAAAGUCGCAUUGACGUUUCCAAUGACUCCAGCGAUGAACCCUGUACUAAGAUGACUAUGAGGCUCAGACGCAACCUCAGUAACACACAAUUUAAGACAAAAGAAGAUAUUUUAAAGAAAGUUGGUAACCGAACAGAACUGGCCCCCAUUCACUUCUAUUGUAUGGACACAAAAGCAAUGCAGGUGGACUCAUUUGUAUGUCGAAUGUGUGGACGUGGGGACGAGGAUGAGAAGUUGCUGCUCUGUGAUGGGUGUGACGAUAACUACCACACGUUCUGUCUGCUACCUCCACUCACCGACCCGCCCAAAGGCAACUGGCGCUGUCCUAAAUGUAUAGCAGAGGAGUGUAAAAAGCCUGCCGAGUCGUUCGGGUUCGAACAGGCCACGCGCGAGUACACGUUACAGAGCUUCGGCGAGAUGGCCGACACUUUCAAAGCUGACUACUUCAACAUGCCUGUCCACAUGGUUCCUACAGAACUUGUGGAAAAGGAAUUCUGGAGGUUGGUUAGCAGUAUUGAGGAGGACGUAACCGUUGAAUAUGGAGCGGAUAUUCACUCGAAAGAAUUCGGUAGUGGUUUCCCUAUGAACGACGGGAAGAGACAUUUAUCAGUGGAGGAACAGGAGUAUGCCAGCAGCGGCUGGAAUCUGAACGUUAUGCCAGUGUUGGAGCAGUCAGUAUUGUGCCACAUCAAUGCAGAUAUCUCGGGCAUGAAAGUGCCAUGGCUGUAUGUGGGCAUGGUUUUCUCGGCUUUCUGCUGGCACAUUGAGGACCAUUGGAGUUACUCCAUCAACUAUUUACACUGGGGUGAACCCAAAACAUGGUACGGUGUGCCUGCUUCAUCCGCAGAGAAGUUAGAGGAGGUGAUGAAGAAACUCACACCUGAACUGUUCGAGUUCCAGCCAGACCUGCUUCACCAGCUGGUCACUAUUAUGAACCCAAAUAUACUCAUGAGUCAUGGAGUACCGGUGGUGCGCACCAAUCAGUGCGCCGGGGAGUUUGUCAUCACUUUUCCGCGAGCCUAUCACAGCGGUUUCAAUCAGGGAUAUAACUUUGCUGAAGCUGUCAACUUCUGCACUGCAGACUGGCUGCCCACGGGGCGAUCUUGUAUUGAGCAUUACCGGUGGCUGAGGCGUUACUGUGUGUUCUCUCACGAGGAGCUCACCUGUAAGAUGGCGGCCUGCCCAGAGAAGCUGGAUCUGAACCUGGCAGCCGCCACGCACAGGGAAAUGUUCAUCAUCGUGCAGGAGGAAAGAAAACUGCGCAAAAGCCUGCUGGAAAGAGGCAUAAAGGAAGCUGAAAGGGAGGCCUUCGAGUUACUGCCUGAUGAUGAGAGGCAGUGUGACAAGUGUAAGACCACCUGCUUCCUGUCGGCCCUGGCGUGCUCGAACUGCCCGGAGCAUCUCGUCUGCCUCUAUCACGCUCAAGACCUCUGCUCCUGCUCUACUGAAAAACUCUACCUCAGGUAUCGCUAUACUCUGGACGAGCUCUUGGCCAUGCUGCAUAGGCUGAAAGUUCGGGCUGAAUCUUUUGACUCGUGGGCCAACCGAGUGAAGGAAUCCCUCGAGCAGGAAGAAGGCAACAAAAUAGGGAUUCAAGAUCUAGAGGUUCUGAAAGCAGAGGCAGCUGAUAAGAAGUUCCCUAAUAAUGAGCUCCUCCAGCGGCUCAACGCGGUCCUCACAGAUAUACAGAAGUGUGAGAGCAGCAGCGCGGAGCUCCUCAGCGGCAGUCCGAGCAGGAGAAUGAGUCUGGAGGAGCUGAGGAACCUGGUGGACACUAUGCAGAACCUGCCCUGUGUUAUGACACCGCUGAAGGAAGUGCAGGCUGUGUUGCAGAAGAUUGAGGAGUUUGACUCCCGUGCACAAGCUCUGGUUAACAGCAACAAGGACGAGUGGAAGCAGGACUCUCCUUUACCCGUGGCCGCAGAGAUCCAGGCCCUGCUGGAGGAGGGAGCAUCUCUACCCGUCGUUGCCCCAGCGUGUGAGCUCCUGAGCGGGCUGCAGGAGCAGGGGCGCUGGCUGGGAGAGGUCAGGCGGACGUUAGGACCGGAGGGCGGGGAGGUGACUCUGGUCGUGCUGAGGGACCUGAUGGAGGCGGGUUGUAACGUACCGCAGAGCUUGUCUGUGGAGACCGCCAUGGCUGAACUGCAGGAGCUACUGACCAUAGCGGAGAGAUGGGAAGAAAAGGCUCAGAUAUGUCUGGAGGACAGGCAGAAACAUCAUCUUUCUACACUGGAGGCCAUCGUGAAUGAAGCACAGUUAAUACCAGUCCAGCUGCCAAAUAUCUUGUCCCUGCAGGCCUGUCUGAGCCGUGCUCGCGCUUGGGUCACCGAUCUGGAGGAAAUACAGAACGGCGAGCACUACCCGUGUCUGGAUGAUCUGGAGGGAUUGGUGGCCAUCGGGCGGGACCUGCCGGUGAAGAUGGAGGAGCUGAAGCAGCUGGAGCUGCAGGUGGCCAGCGCUCACUCCUGGAGAGAGAAGGCCAGCAAAACCUUCCUGAAGAAGAACACCCAGCACACUUUGCUAGAGGUGUUGUGUCCAUGUGUGGAGAAGAGCAAGAAGAGGGAGAACUCGGUAGACACAGAAGCGGACUCGGACGUCAAUGUGUUAGGUCUCACUGCUCAGGACCUCCGAGACCCAGGGGCUAUUGUUAUGGCAUUCAAAGAGGGCGAGCGACUGGAGAAAGAGGCCCUCCUCCGCCUCCAGCAGGUCAAUUUAGCUAAACCCGGCCUUGAAAAAGAAUCGGGCGAUUACCAGAAAGACAGAAAAACAGAACGGAGAAGAAGUGACUCCAUGGAGACAGACACGUCCCUUAACUCGGACAGCCCUAUGCUGCAGAACGGUGGCUCCUCCCAUUCUCUUACCUCUAGCCAAUCAGUGUGCGUGUGUGGUGGCCCACCCCGCCCGCUGCUUCACCGUUGCCACCUUUGCAAAGACUGGUUCCACGGAGGUUGCGUGUCCUUUCCAUCAUUGCUGAGCUCCUCCGACACACAUUCAUCUAAGCCCCUCUGCUGGUGGGACUGGAACACGCGGUUUCUUUGUCCGCGGUGCCAGCGAUCCCGGCGGCCACGGCUGGAAACUAUUCUAGCGCUGCUGGUGGCGCUCCAGAGGUUACCGGUGCGUCUGCCGGAGGGCGAAGCGUUACAGUGUCUUACAGAGAGAGCCAUCAACUGGCAGGGACGAGCCAAACACGCACUAGACGCUCCUGAGGUGCAGGGGGCGCUAGAGAGACUGCAACAGGUGAAGGAGGAAAUUCACAGUAUAAAAGGGGAGGAACAGGAGGAGAAAAAGAACUUGAACGGGGACGCUGUAAUUGUGCUGUCGGACUCGGAGGAAACGGAAGAAAGUGUUAUUGAUCUGACCGAGGAUGGGAACUUGCCAAAAAAGAGUGAAGAGAAGGCUGCUAAUGGCACACAGUCCGGCUGUGAGAAUGGAAUUGCACAGAAGCCAAGCAUUAUUGAUGUUACAGGGGUGGAGUCUCUGGUGUCGCUGUUGCCGUGUCUUAAAGGGCCGGUGAUCGAGCUGAACUCAUCCACCAGAGCACAGCUGGAGGAACUUCAGCUAGAAGGAGACCUGCUGGAGGUCAUGCUUGAUCAGACACACAUCAUUUACCGGAUCCUGCAGGCAGUGUCACCGCCGCCCCAUGAUGCCCUGCACACGCUCAUUCAGAUUGAACUGCAGGAGCAGAGGAGCUCAGGUCGUGGCAGUAAGUCAAAGGACUCCAAGAGGAAGAGGAAGAACCAGAAAGCUGAUGGUGAACCUAAAUCCACAGAAGCUUCAGACUGCAAGAAAACAAGACCAGUCAAACAUACACCCCCAGAGAUUAACAAAGAGAUGUUGUGAUGUUCUCCUGAAGCUGUGGAAGGCCAGAUGGUGGAUGAGUGGAGAGCCAGACACAGACAAACGCAGGACUCGCAGAUUUAAUAAGCUCACAUUUUCAACCCAUAAAAUGGACUCUCCCCACUUUUGUUCUAACCACUGCACUCCUUCCUCAAGUUUUAGUUUGUGGACUCCCUUCAUACACCAAUCAUCAACAGUGCAAUGGUGCAGAUCUCCCAUCCCUUUGGAGGGAUAAUACGGGAUUUGUCUUGUGGUUAAGCUGUCUGUCUUUACAGUAUGUGUACCAAACUGUGCUUAACAGAGUCAGAUGCCAUGUGCUGCAUAACACGAUUUCUCCAGGUAUACACACACGUACACACACACACACACACACACACACUUGAUGUAAUGGCAGAGGGGGACGUUUAGCAAGAGACUGGCAUCGCUGCCAUGAUAACACCUGUAUUCUUUUUGUACCGAGUCUUGCAUUUUGUUCAGGGAGACUCAACCUUGUGAAUAACCUAGUAUGAUAUUUUGAAAGUGUGAUGGAAAACACAAAGGCAUUUACGUUCUGGUGCUACUUUCCUAAGACAGGUUACUGCAUAUAGUCUUUCUCUAUUCCUCCCUGAGUUUUGCUUUAUCAUGGUCAUUUUCUUUGUGCUUUUUGUUAAGCUACCUGUUGUAUCCUCCUCUCCUCCACAGAGCUGUUCAAAACCUCACUUUAACCCACUUUAUCUUCGUCUUUUGUCGCUGGGAUUCUAUUAAUUCUAUUAUUAUUAUUGAUAUUGCUAUUGCAGACACGCAUUGUCGUGAGUUCGUGUAUAAACAUUUUCAUUUCGAUGUUGCCUUUGUUUCUUUUCACUCUUGUUAGAAAAAAUAAAAGUUUAGAAUUGU
This is a messenger RNA of Triplophysa rosa, 6356 nucleotides long. RefSeq names its product lysine (K)-specific demethylase 5C (gene kdm5c). Gene Ontology annotation, cellular component: nucleus. Gene Ontology annotation, molecular function: histone demethylase activity; DNA binding. The transcript has 29 exons. Bases 651 to 5486 code for a protein of 1611 amino acids. Gene Ontology annotation, biological process: chromatin remodeling. NCBI's taxonomy places the organism in Eukaryota, Metazoa, Chordata, Actinopteri, Cypriniformes, Nemacheilidae. The record is from RefSeq and is a predicted model, not a curated record.